This is a messenger RNA of Gamsiella multidivaricata, 2252 nucleotides long. RefSeq lists its product as uncharacterized. The record is from RefSeq and is a predicted model, not a curated record. Lineage: Eukaryota; Fungi; Mortierellomycota; Mortierellomycetes; Mortierellales; Mortierellaceae. Bases 419 to 2035 code for a protein of 538 amino acids. The transcript has 2 exons. Gene Ontology annotation, molecular function: protein binding.
UGAUGUCAUAGUCAUAAGAAUGCUUCGCCCAGUUUCUUGAGCUACUAUGCCUCACCAUAUCCUUCGUAUAAAGUAGCUCUUCGAACGUGGGAUUAGAUGGCAACCAUCAUCGAAUAAACCACUGGCUCAACCCUUGAACCCCUUGACCACUCCAGCCCACCGACCGUUUGCACUCCAAUAGGCAUGGUCGAACUUUGGGAAAGAUUUCAAGUGGAGUGGAACAAGAUCCCUUCCUUCUGUCUACCAAGGCUUGAUUGAGAAUGUCAAGUGGGGCCACAUUAGGCACUAAGCAGGCCAUGAGUAAACAUCUUAUCGUAGUUGAGCCAAAAAAAAAAAAAAUUCCAUGGAAGAAAGAGCCAACAGAGACAAGUGACAUCUCCGUCAGCUGAAAUCCUCCAUCCUUUGAAUUGCCAUCACCAUGACACAACAUCUAUACCAACAAUUCCGGCAGGCAGACAUCAUUCGAGAGGUCUCUGUCAGGACCACCAAUAUUCCUGGAACCAAUGGCACUUCGUCGUGCUUUGUGAGUCUGGAAGACAUUCAGGACGCGUUUACGAAUGCACAGCACUUCGCGUUGAAUGGCCAAAGAAAAGGACGACAAGAUGCAGGCUCUGCAGCUAGGGCUAAAGAGAAGGACGACAAGAUGCUCCAGCUGCAAGAGCAGGCGCUCGACCGACUCGCAGUCAUUCAUGGACGAGUCGCGGCGCUUCUUACACAGACAUACGAACUGCACGAGUAUCCGAUUCCACGACUAUUCACCAUCCUACCCAAUAAGACCUCCAGCUGGGACCCCACCAACAUCCUCAGCAACCAGUUCCGACUCCAUUUUCUCUGUGAAUGUGGCGAGCACACCAAGGUGUUCGAUGGCGAGCACACCAAGGUGUUCGAUGGCGAGCACACCAAGAUUCCACAUCACAUUCACCUUGCCAAACAUGAGGGAUACGACCUUCAGAGACCCAAGGAGUUCUUCCAAAAGUAUGGCAGGUACAUGCUGACUGUACUAGAGAUGAUCAAGUACGGGGGCUUCGCCAUUCCCGCGCUGGCUGCCAUCAGUGCCCCUGGAGCUAUUGACAUGUUCAAGGACUCAUUGGACACCAUCUCACAGUCAGAUAUCAACCAGUCUAUCGAGUAUCUACAAGGACUCGCGAACAACGAUUCAAAACAUCAGGACUCGGCCAAGGGCGUUGAGGCGGAUUCAUUCACUGGACUGGACGCUUUGGAGGGUGCAGACCUUCGUCACUUGGAAGCGUUUAUCAAGGACAAGGACAAGCAUCGAGUGCUAGGAAGCCUCCACCGAAUUGUCACACAGGAGGGCCAUGUCAAAUGGGUCUGCAUCGACCAUUAUCGUUUGACUUACAAAAAAAAAGAGCAACAGGCAUUUGCAAAUGCAGUCCAGGUGAAUGGUGGCACUUAUGAGCCGCAACUUGGUCGAGCAGUAGUCAAGCUGGGGUUCAAAAUCAGAGCUGAAGAAUUCUUCGAUGCCUUAGCCAAAGCACGACGUGUUGACGACCUGGAUAUCACGUUCGACUGGGAGUGCACCAGGAGUGAUCUUGAAGCAUUAAAGGAUGCACUUAAGAAAUCAAGAGUAUUGAUUCUUCGACUUGAUCUCUAUCGAUUUCGAACAAGCCUCGGCACCAGACUAUUAUCGGCAUCCGCGCGAUACGAAGCACUUUCUCGCAUCAUAGAACUCCCUACUAUGAAAAUGAUUCAUAUUGUCCUUCCAAAGGAGCUCGUCAAGCUUUCUAGUUUUCAACCCAAAAGACCAUCUCAUCUUCGCCAGUUAUCCUUCGAGAUGGUAGCUAGAUCGAUUGGAGGAAAGGAAUUUGGAAUACUAGCAGAGACGCUCAAGACCAACUCGAUUCUGACCACUUUGGACUUGGCGGGUAACUCGAUCGAAUCCAACGGAGCCCAGGCACUGUCUGAGGCACUCAAGACCAACUCGACUCUGACCAUCUUGUACUUGGAUGGCAACUGGAUCGAAGACAGUGGAGCUCAAGCGCUGUUCAAGUGUCCAAGACCGCAAGAUGUGACAUAAUAAUAUAAUAACAGAGUUUAGUUUAGGGAUUUUGAUGGACUUAACAUGCAAAAAAAUAUCGAAUGGUUGAGCAGGCAAUGGUUCUCGAAGUUACCAUCUGUCGGAUUAUGGCUGAACGCCUCUGGGUCAGAAUCCGCGCUAGAACGCAACGAUUACCGCCUUUUCCGAUUUUUAAUUGAAUACGAAUAGAUCUUCGGAUCCUAAAUCAUAUUACGUG